Messenger RNA from Aureobasidium musti, 1632 nucleotides. NCBI's taxonomy places the organism in Eukaryota, Fungi, Ascomycota, Dothideomycetes, Dothideales, Saccotheciaceae. The record is from the annotation of a GenBank genome assembly.
AUGGCGGACCAGAGAGGAGACGACGACCUUACUCAAUCUACUGACUCUUCGAGACGCAUAUUAGCUGUCGUGACUACUGGCGGCUUCACCCACGCGGGUGAGUAUUGCGCAGCAGUCUUGGCUGAGCGAGGACAUGUUGUAGAAUUUGCUACGAACGCUGGCCAAGAGGAUUGGGCCAAGUAUUGUCCCACCAUCCAGACCGUGCACUCUUUUGGUUCAGGACCGUCAGACGAGGAGAUGGAAGCACACUACCGUCGUAUGAUCUUGUGGAAUCCAGCGAGCGGUCUGAGCGCCAUCAUGGAAUCGAAAUAUCUGUUUGAUUCAUAUUGGACGGACACUUACCUCCAUCUCAAAGACAUCGUGUCGGAUACCAAUACCCGCCCUGACUUUAUCAUCGCCGAUUUCUUUGCUGACGCGGCUGUUAAGGACAUGAUGGUCGAAUUCGGCGUUCCUAUUGCCAUAAUGUACCCGCAGAUGCCGUCUCUUAUGGCUCCUGUGUCGUAUGUCCCUGGCCAACCGGGAUUCCAGAUCGACUCAAAUCUCACUUCUGAGCAUGCAUCAAUCCUAUCGCGCAUCAAAAAUGAGAUGGUCGUGUUUUGGGCACUGCCUUCAAUCCUCAAGUGGCUGCAAUGGACGAAAGCGAUGCGCAUGAAAGUCGACGUGAUGCACAAAAGUCCCUCUGAUCCCAAACCUGACUAUCUUGUUCUUGUUAAUUCCUUCUUCGGCUUGGAGGUACCUAAGGAUCUUCCUCCUUCAAUUGUGCCAUGCGGACCCAUUUUGGCCGACAGCUACAUGGAACUUGACGAGAAACAUGCAGAAUUCUUAAGUCGGCACAAGCGGGUACUCUAUGUUGCUCUUGGUACACAUAUCAUUUUGCAAGGCACUGAUGUCACCAAAAUUCUUGAUGGCCUCAUACGAGCGCUCGACGAACAACAUAUAGAUGGCGUCAUCUGGGCUGUCGGAUCUUCUCCUCGCAAAGAUUUCCCACAUGCUCAGAGCUUCACUCGUGCAGGGCAGUGUCCACGCACUCUUGGUGGAAUGCUUGAUCAAGCAGAUCCGGAUUUCAUGUUUCCCUUGUUUGCUCCCCAGCGCGCAAUCUUGGAGCACAAAAGCACUGUGUUGUUUUUGACUCAUGGAGGCGGUUCCUCUGCUAACGAAGCCCUUUACCACGGUGUCCCAGUUUUGACUCUCGGCUUCUUCUUUGAUCAACUGAGCAAUAGUGCUCGUUUGCGUAAUGCGGGCGUCGGUCUGUCUCUGGACAAACUAAAUUACACUUCUUCUGAGAUAUGCGUUAGCAUUGCAAUCAUUGUCGGCGAUCUAGAUAGCCGAUUUGCACAGGACGUCAAACGCAUGAAGGGCAUUGCAAGGAUUGCAUCGAAACGCAAGUAUUUGGCUGCGGAUAUGAUUGAGCAAUCCGUAAUCGAUGAAGAAUAUCGUGUGCUCAAUAAUAAGGAGAUGCAUCCCAGAUAUCUGCAAACAGCUGAUAUGCGCAUGUCAACAUGGAGAGCGAGGAAUUGGGAUUUGUGGCUGUUGACAUUCGGCACUGGCCUGGUCGUUGCUGCAAGUACAAGCUACAUAGGUCGGAUGAUUUACGCUACACUUCGGGCUCGGAUAGCACUGUUCAAGCAUUGA